Messenger RNA from Anthonomus grandis grandis, 998 nucleotides. RefSeq lists its product as uncharacterized. Bases 137 to 847 code for a protein of 236 amino acids. NCBI's taxonomy places the organism in Eukaryota, Metazoa, Arthropoda, Insecta, Coleoptera, Curculionidae. The record is from RefSeq and is a predicted model, not a curated record. The transcript has 5 exons.
GGUAACGCCGUUGAAGAAGACUCACUUGUAUUCCUCGAGUGUUUUCAGUUGGUUGGUGUGGACUUGACUGUGGGCCUUUUUUUCACUUUGAUUUUGUGCGGUUUUUCGAGUGUGUUUUGAGGUUUUUUUUUUGAAGAUGUCAAUCAAACUGAGAGAUCAGAUCCUGCUGGUAUUUUUAGCGUUUUUCUUAAGAUGCCUCAGCACCUCCCAUGCCGUACUAAGAAAAGAUUUCGACUUACCUUUUGAUCUAGAUAGCGUCGUGGAUAACGUCAAUAGCUUACCAGAUCCAGCCCCAACCACGUACAUCCCAAACGAUAUCUCCCAAUCCAGCGAGAUUUUCACAAAAUUCUUACUGACCCCAUGGCCAAAAGGCAUGAGUCCGUUUCUCUACAUCGAAAAACCUGGCAGCAUCAAUGAAUAUUUAGAGAAAGAACCCCUAUCAAUCAACGAGCUAGACGGUGACAGCGUUGUUAGACCCGUCGGCUCAAAACGAUCCAAAUAUUACCGAAAGUACCCCUGGAAGAGACAACAAGCCAACAUCCGGGUUUUAGAUUCGUUUCGAGGUGAUUCAAUGAAAAGCAGGAGUUUCAUUGAAUCCGGCGAAAUUUUAAGACCGAAUCAACCGAAACGGGGCAAACGGUAUCGAAAAUGCCCGUCGUGGAAAAGACAUCAGAAAAAUGUCCGAUAUGAACCAGCUUACAUGUGUAUCCCGGGCAAGGACGACAUUUACCGCCUCCUGGUGGCUCUACACGGAGAACGUGACGGUCCUCGCGGUCAACUCGUAGAUUUUUGCAACCGAAAACGUCCCGCUUCCUUCGUUUUUACCAAUAUUAGAUACGUAGGAUAAACCGAUAGACUUGUUUUGACUGAUCACUAUUGUUAUUUCAUUUCUUUCAAUCAAAUUUAAUGCAUUAUUUAUUACAUAUUAUUAUGUGUUAAUCUCGAGUUAUGUGGUCUAGUUGUUAGGCAAUAAUAUAUUAAAAUGUGAGCAUCCGAAA